This is a messenger RNA of Grosmannia clavigera kw1407, 3864 nucleotides long. RefSeq names its product DNA excision repair protein rad2. Gene Ontology annotation, cellular component: nucleus. Gene Ontology annotation, biological process: nucleotide-excision repair. The record is from RefSeq and is a predicted model, not a curated record. Gene Ontology annotation, molecular function: single-stranded DNA binding; DNA endonuclease activity. The transcript has a single exon. The coding region runs from base 1 to 3864 and encodes 1287 amino acids. NCBI's taxonomy places the organism in Eukaryota, Fungi, Ascomycota, Sordariomycetes, Ophiostomatales, Ophiostomataceae.
AUGGGUGUCAAUGGCCUCUGGCAGGUCCUGCAACCCUGCGCACGACCGACAAACCUGGCCACACUUAAUCGCAAGCGCCUUGCCGUCGACGCUUCCAUCUGGAUCUACCAGUUUCUCAAGGCCGUCCGCGACAAAGAGGGAAACGCCCUUCGCAACUCGCACGUCGUCGGCUUCUUCCGGCGAGUAUGCAAGCUCCUGUGGUUUGGGAUCCUGCCUGUGUUUGUCUUCGAUGGUGGCGCACCGGCGCUCAAACGCUCGACACUGCAGGCGCGUCGUCAGAGACGAGAGGGACGCCGCGAAGAUGCUGUCCGCACAGCUGGAAAACUGCUAGCCGUCCAGAUGCAGCGGAUCGCCGAAGAGGACGCCGAGAAGAGGCGAAAAAGAAGACGGGAGGCUCCGUCGGAGUCUGCGCCGUCUGCAGUCGAGGCCAGCGGCGAGGAUGGGAUGGUGGAUGGGGAAAUGCUGCCGAGCAUGGACAAGGUGGUGUAUGCCGAGGAGAUGCAUAAGCCGGAGCAGGAGCGGCUGCAGGCGCGGAAGUUCACCAAGAAAGACGCAUACCAUCUUCCGGAGCUGGACCGGCCCAUCGAGGGCAUGGGUCGGCCUGAGGACCCGCGCAUCAUGAACAUCGACGAGCUGGAGGAAUACGCACGCCAGUUCCAUGCGGGCGAAGACAUCAACCUGUACGACUUUAGCAAAAUCGACUUCGACGGCGAUUUCUUCAAGAGCCUCCCCCCUGCCGACCGCUACUACAUUCUCAAUGCAGCGCGGAUACGCAGCCGCCUGCGUAUGGGCCUCAGCAAGGAGCAGCUCGAUGUCAUGUUCCCCGACCGCAUGGCUUUUUCCCGCUUUCAAAUCGAACGGGUGCGUGAGCGGAAUCACCUCACACAGCGUCUGAUGAUAGAAGCCGGCAUGACGGGCAUCGACCUGACUAUGGGUGUCAACGGCCGGGUAGCCGGAGAGAAGGAUCGCGAGUAUAUCCUAGUCAAGAACGAAGGUGUCGAGGGCGGUUGGGCUCUCGGUGUGGUCAGCCGGGACAAGGAACAGGGCCAGGUUCACAAGCCUAUUGAUGUCGAUGCGCUGCAGUUCCAGUACGACGGCGGCAAAGGGGAGGACAGCGAGGAUGACGUUGAGUUUCAAGACGUGCCCAUCGAAGGCCUCAAUCGCCUCCCCAAGCUAUCAGUAUCCCAAAAAGACGACCAGACUGCCGGUGGACAUGAGGCAGAUGCAGAGGAUGAAUCCCUCUUUGUCUCGAGUUACCAACCGGUAGAGACGCUGCAACCGGAAACCAUGCAGGAGGCAGUAGGUGACGAGAAUCUCGUGGCAGAUGAAGAGGAGGAUCUCCACAAGGCAAUAGCGAUGUCCCUACGAAACCAGCAUGAUGCGGACGCGUCUGGGGGGGAUAUUGACGAGGAUGAGGAUGAGACGUUUGAGGAUGUUGACAUCCCAGCGCCAGAGUGGACGCAGAAAGCUGCCGAGGUAGUCUCUCGGCCGAUUGUGGCGACGAGUGGCAGGAUGGUGGCUCACAUUGUCAAUAACCGGUCCAAUGCGGCAAUUUCGGCUUCAAAGGCACAAGGCAGCAAAGAUGACGACAACAGCGACAGCAGUGACAGUGAACUCGACAUCCGAGCAGCUAUGGUAGCUGCAGCAAAGAAAAAGAAAAGAACGGUGGAACAAGGCACGUCUCAGGCGGGAAGCGUUCAGUCUGCCGAUCCGCCGAAAUCACGAGUCAAACCCCUGUUUGAUGGGCCCUUGCCGUUUGAGCAGUUGGACUGGAAAACGUCCAUAUUCGAGAAGAAGCCAAAUGCUGAUGCAGCUUCAUCAUUCGCCGCAUUGGCUUCUGCGUCUACGGUCCAAGAUGGCAAAGCUGCUGCUGCAGCCGCCGAGACAGGAUCCCUUGAGGCUGAUUCCGAUGACGACGGCCUUGCUGGAGGGUUUGUGAUAGAGGCAGAUGAAGCCAACUCAGCGACCGGUGACGUGGACGAUGACAUGGCUGGUGCAGACCGAGAGACUGGUGUCAAAGAUGACGCUCCCCGUCCUUUGCCACCAUGGAUGGCAGACGCCACCGAUAUCCGGACGGCCAUCCGGCAGCAGCAAGCAUAUGACGAUGGGAUCAACGCCGAAGAUAGGGAAAUGGCCUUGGCAGAGGAACGAACAUGGCAGCGCCAACAGGAGCCGCAAAUUGUAGAGAUUGGCUCAUCCAGCGAUAGCGGGAGCGACAUUGAGAUAAUUGAAGCGCCGCGUCUAGCACGAGAGUCCGAGACAGUCGAGCAGCUUACGAGAGUCGCGGAAACAAACACUGCCGAAGAUCAACAAGAACCGACAGCAGUUACAGAUUCAAUUUCGGAGGCGGUGGAAAUGGUUGAACCUGCUGUAACACGUUUGUCGUCCCCAGAGAUGGAGUUUGAGGACGUCGAGCUUCCAGAUCGCCCAACAGUGACCAAAGAGGUGGUGGCAGAGGCUGUGACUGGGAUUGCCCCGGUCGACGACGACGGCCUCUUCACGGGAGAAGGCGAGGACGAAUUCGACAUCAGCGACCCGGAAGAAGAGGAGCUCUUCGCCCAGAUGGCCGAAGAGGCCGAGGAGCACGCACGGUUCGCGAGCACGCUGAACCACAAGACGGGACGGGAAAGCCAGGCGGUCUUUGAACAGGAGGUCAAGGCGCUGCGGAACCAGCAGAAAAAGGACCGACGAGACGCGGACGAGGUGACGAUGGUGAUGGUGUCGGAAUGCCAGGCGCUGUUGCGGCUGUUUGGCAUCCCAUACAUCACAGCGCCGAUGGAGGCCGAGGCGCAGUGCUCGGAGCUGGUCUCGCUGGGACUGGUGGAUGGCAUCGUGACGGACGACUCGGACACGUUCCUCUUUGGUGGCACGCGGGUGUACAAGAACAUGUUCAACGGCAACAAGUUUGUGGAGUGUUUUCUGGCAGCGGAUCUGGAGAAGGAGAUGUCGCUUUCGCGCGAGAAGCUGAUCUCGCUUGCACAGCUGCUGGGAUCGGACUACACAGACGGACUGCCGGGCGUAGGGCCGGUGACAGCGAUGGAGAUCCUGUCGGAGUUUCCGGGUCCACAAGGACUGGAAGAGUUCCGGACGUGGUGGGACGACGUGCAGAUGCAUGGGCGAUCGCGAGAGGCCGAUGCCGGCUCGCCGUUUCGGCGCAAGUUUCGCAAGUCGCAGGGGACGAAGCUGUUUCUGCCGACAGGCUUUCCAAACGCGGCGGUGGCGGCGGCCUACAAGAAGCCCGAGGUGGACAGCAGCACGGAGCCGUUCCAAUGGGGCGUGCCCGAUCUGGACGGACUGCGCAGCUUCCUGAUGUCGACCAUUGGCUGGAGCCAGGAUCGGACAGACGAGGUGCUGGUGCCGGUGAUCCGCGACAUGAACCGGCGCGAGGCUGAGGGCACACAGAGCAACAUCACCCGCUUCUUCAGCGGUGCCGUCGGUUCGGGUGCUCGCCUGACAGCGGCCCAGCAGCGGGCUCAGGCCCAGGCUCAGGCCCAGAUGCCAGACGAGUUCGCGCCCCGGCAUGCGCCCCGCAACAAGAGCAGUCGCGGCAGCAGCCGGCGUCUGGCCGCGGCCGUAAGCAAUCUCAAGGCGGGCACGACGUCCAUGGAGGCAGCAGCGGCGAUCAUGCGCUCAGGCCCGGUCGUGAGAGCGCCAUCGAGGAAGAAGACCACAGCUGCGGGCCGGAAACGGAAGCCGGAGGCAUCACCGACGGUGACAGGCUCGGGCGAGCCCGAGACCAGCGCGAACGAGGACGAUGAGGACAGUGCGGCAGAGCUCGACAAUGACAAGGACGAGCCGGCUGGCCGUCUCUCAGGCCGUCAGCAGAGAGCAACCCGGAGAGGCGAGAAGCGGGUCAAGGCAUGA